UUCAUGAAUUCUUCGCCACGCCUUUAAAACGUAAAGAAAUUGUACUUGACCAAUUGCAAGCCUUGAAUCCCCACAUAGCGCUCUGCCGAUGAUCAGACGACUAAAGGAGAAACUAUUUAAAUCUCUAAUGAACAACUUGACUCUAGGUCACUCAACUCUCACUGCUCUCAGGCGCACACGAACCACAGUCUCGCUGAUACUUGGAUCACUGGACAUAAACUCACUGUUAAAGAGCCGGUUAUCUUUACAUCGACGGACUUCACAUUUGUUUGCGUGAGAAAGAAAUGAAAAAUAUCACUUUUUCUUUGUGGAUUGUCCUACUUUGUGAAAUUGCGCUCUUUGCGUCGGGAGUGGAAGACAACGAACUUUUCAAAGAUGAGGAGUUUAAAGUGCUCUACGGUGACGAGGCGCUCCAUGACCGGAUCACAUACAACAUGAGGAAGAGCCUGAAUCUAGACGUGGAUGGCUGCAUCCUUCUGCCUGGUGAGAAGAGGAGUCUGCAGGAGUGUGGCUUCAACGUCACAGCCAAGACCUUCUUCAUCAUCCACGGCUGGACGACGAGUGGGAUGAUUGAGAGUUGGAUGCAGAAGCUGGUGUCUGCCAUGAUGCAGCGAGAACCGGAGGCCAACGUGGUCAUCGUUGAUUGGCUUCCCAUGGCCCACCAGCUCUACCCCGACGCGGUCAACCACACCCACCAAGUUGGCCUCAGUGUCGCCGCCACCAUCAACUGGCUCCAGGAGGAACAGCAGCUGCCCCUGCAGAAUGUGCACCUGAUUGGCUACAGCUUGGGGGCCCAUGUGGCAGGCUACGCCGGAACGUCUGUGCGAGGGACUAUUGGCAGAAUCACGGGUCUAGAUCCGGCAGGGCCCAUGUUUGAGGGGGUGGGAGAUGAUAAGCGCCUCUCAUCGGGCGACGCCGACUUUGUGGACAUCCUGCAUACGUACACGCGCGAGGCACUGGGUAUAAGCAUUGGGAUCCAGCAGCCCAUCGGCGACAUUGACAUCUACCCCAACGGUGGAGACGUGCAGCCAGGCUGCUCCCUGAGGGAGAUGCUUACCAGUGCAGCUGGAGGAAGCUUCAUGGAUGUGAUUAAGUGUGAACACGAGCGGGCUGUGCUCCUGUUUGUGGACUCGCUGAUGAACAACGAGUACAUGAGCCUUGCCUACCAGUGCACCGACCCCGAACGCUUUAAGAAGGGCAUCUGUCUGAGCUGCCGCAAGAACCGCUGCAAUAACAUGGGUUACAACGCCAAGAAGAUGAGGAAGAGGGGCAACUGCAAGAUGUACCUGAAGACCCGUGCUGCCACACCCUUCGGAGGCAUCCAUUAUCAGAUGAAGAUGCACGUGUUCAACAGAAAGCAGGCUGACGAUGCUGACCCAACCUUCCACGUCAAGCUGUAUGGAGCUCACAAUGACACCGAUGACCUGCAUGUAGACUUUCCAAGCAAAGUGGGUCUGAACCUGACCAACACCUUCCUAGUCUUCACUGAGGACGACAUCGGGGAUCUGCUGAAGAUCCGUCUGAGCUGGGAGGGGGCGUCCGAGUCGCUAGGGUCCCUCUGGAAGAACAUGAAGAAGUCUUUCUGGUCCUGGAACAGCAACGGCCCACCCAGCAACCAGGUGCUGGAGGUCCGCAGGAUCCGUGUCAAGUGUGGAGAAACGCAGAAGAAGUUCACAUUCUGUGCCCAGGACCCCUCGGUGACUGAGAUCUCUCCAGGACAGGUUAUCACUUACGUCAAGUGUCGUGAUGGCUGGGAGGUCAAACCCAGUAAAAAAAGGUUGCGUAACUUAUAAGGAUUCAGCACUUCAAUCAAUCAACGCACCAAUGGCAUGGGACCGAAAGGCGGAAGGAAUGUCGGUAAGGACUGCCUUUUCUUCAUCUGAGCACUUUGAUUGGAGGAGUGAUGAGCCCACGGUGGGAGGACCUUGGACUUGGGAUGCACCUGGAUGUUUACUGGUGGUCACAUGACUCUGGGCUCUGGCCAAUGGGACGGCGGGAGGCUUCACGUGCGCUGUCUGUCAGGACCUGAGAAUUCCCGGAGUGUUUCUUUUGUACGGACGGACUGUUCAACUCGGAAAAUAAAUGGUUGUGUUAUCCAUCGGACAUUUUCCCCCCCAACAAACCUAGUCUCUUUACUGUAUAUUUGUAUACAUUUUCUGAAAAUGGAAGCACUGCAAGACCAUGGUUAUUUAUCAAUCCCAACCACAUCCUGUACUGAAGCACAUAGUUACGUUGUUUGAAUCAUUUCCUCUGAGAUGCAGUGUUUUGUGUGGUUGAGUGACAGCUUUUGCAUGUGUGAAUGUGUUUGCAUGCAUGUAGUGUAUGUGUGGCGUGACCAAGGGUAUGAGCGUGCCUAUUGGCUAGAGCGAGUUUAAUGUGACUGCACUGUAAAACUGAAGGAUGUGACUGGGCUACAUGCACUUGAUCUUUCACUGUUUUUUUUGUAGGGUUGCAAAAUUCCCAGGUUUUCCUGAAAUCUUGGUUGGACGAUUGCGGAUUUGUUAGUCCCUUCGGUGUCCGGUAAUCUUCCAACUGGGAUUUUGGGGAAAACCUGGGAAUUUGAGGGAAAUUUAACAGAAUUUUGCUACCCUACUUCUGUGUAACGUGUUACUAUUGUUAUUUCGAUGUACCACGUCUGUGGCUGUGUUUUUAUGUAUAUAAUGUAAAUGUUUUUUGAAAAAAGAAAUCACUUUAAUUAUUUUUUGUGUGUUUUUCUUUCGGCUGGAUGACAAAGGUGCAUGACCUAAAAGGCUGUUCCUUUUGGCUCAUCCUCAAAGUAUAGAAUAGUUGCAAUUACUGCAGAAGUUUCAUGUUUUAAUCUCCGGUUUUACUUACAGAUUAGGUUACUACUUUAAGUAUGACACUUAUGUUGCACUAACUUAUGCCCCAAAAAAUCUGAUCAUUCCCAGAUGUUCAGUGAGCUCGAUGCUGAAAAGACACGGUUUCACCCAAAGUCGUUUCAACAUCGUUUGCGCCUAUGUACUGUUACGUUUAUGUACUGCCUUCCAGAGGCCUAGAAGUACUGUUGCCACGGUUUCAGAUUCCUUGGCUUGUCUGGGUCAGCGGUGAUACUUUAAGUUGUGUUACAGUGCCGGGGAGUUUGGCCUCAUUUUGACAGUGGAAAUUCACCAAUGCAACUCUAGCAGAAGUCUACGUAGCCCAUGGUGUGAUGCUGGGAUUAAUCUUACGGAAUCUAGUAAACAUUCCAAAAAUUGUUUUUGGGGGGGUUAUGACCCACAUCUGCCAAAGUCCCUGUUGGUUGCACUGUUAGAGUAGACCACUCCUGUAUAGCGCUUUCCCUGUUGGUACACAUGGCACAGCUAGAGUAGGACACUACUCUUCCCAAAUUCCUCUUCCUUGCCUCCUCUUUCCCCUCCACCUUCUCUAAACGCAUUGGAGAAGAAGUUCCAAGGGGAGGGAGCUUGGCUCUUCCUCCUCAAACUGCAUUGGAGAAGAAGUUCCAAGGGGAGGGAGCUUGGCUCUUCCUCCUCAAACUGCAUUGGAGAAGAAGUUCCAAGGGGAGGGAAGCUUGGCUCUUCUCCAAUGCAGUUUGAGGUGGUAGAGAGGAAAGACUGAAAUGCGUUCUGUCUAGCCAGCUAGUUAAUCGGCACACCGAUUCAGCUUAUACUUUCUCUCUGAUGUGCUUCCAAAAUCUCACAGGUGAUGUUCCAAGGCACUGGAAUUCUUGGGAACACCUCAAAAGGAAGGAGAAAAUUAACCCCAGAUUAAUUGUAUUUAUGACGCACUUUCCCAGAUGCUCCAUUACCUUUACAGUAUGUGUGGUGAUACUUAGCUCGCCUAAUCCAGUAAUCCACCAGUAAACUUCUGUCACACGGUUUCAAUACUUUAUAUGGGGGUGAAUAGUUAAAAAAAAAAAAAAAGUCAAC
This is a messenger RNA of Salvelinus namaycush (lake trout), 3887 nucleotides long. RefSeq names its product endothelial lipase-like. Bases 285 to 1793 code for a protein of 502 amino acids. Lineage: Eukaryota; Metazoa; Chordata; Actinopteri; Salmoniformes; Salmonidae. The transcript has 10 exons. Gene Ontology annotation, molecular function: lipoprotein lipase activity; protein binding. The record is from RefSeq and is a predicted model, not a curated record. Gene Ontology annotation, biological process: lipid metabolic process.